GUUGAUAAACGUGGGAAAGCGGGGAUAUAAAAGGGACCGGUGAAGGGCCAGAGCAACAUCGAGACCUCAGGGGAACCACCACCACCAUCACUUAACAUCACCAAGGCUAUCCCACACAUUAUAUCCAAGAUGGGCAGGAUUGUCUUCUACGAGGACAAGAACUUCCAGGGCCGUCGCUAUGAGUGCGACAGCGACUGCUCGGACUUCCACGCCUACCUGAGCCGCUGCAACUCCAUCCGGGUGGAGAGUGGAGCCUGGGUGGUGUACGAACGGCCCAACUACAUGGGCUACCAGUAUGUCCUGACCAGGGGGGAGUACCCAGAGUACCAGCGCUGGAUGGGCCUCAACGAACGCCUCAGCUCCUGCAAGAUGGUCCACUUUACCAGCGGGACCCAGUACAAGAUGCAGCUCUAUGAGAAGGCCGACUUUGGGGGCCAGGCCUUCGAGGCCACCGAGGACUGCCCCUCUCUCCUGGAGAAGUUCCGCUGGAGGGAGGUCAACUCCUGUAAGAUCUUCGACGGCUGGUGGGUUUUCUACGAGCACCCCAACUACCGCGGGCGCCAGUACUUCCUGGAGAAGGGGGAAUACCGCAAGCCUGGCGACUGGGGUGCCCUCAGUCCUGCGGUCCAGUCCUUCAGGCGCUUCACUGAAUGAUUUCACCUCCCCAAUAAGUCGACAUUUGACUCUGAUUUUAAUUGACUAUUUUGUGAUUUGAAACUGAGGUCUCACAUUAAAAACCUGUCCAGAAAGCAAA
Sebastes umbrosus (honeycomb rockfish) is the source of this 754-nucleotide messenger RNA. RefSeq names its product crystallin, gamma S2 (gene crygs2). Gene Ontology annotation, biological process: lens development in camera-type eye; visual perception. The record is from RefSeq and is a predicted model, not a curated record. Lineage: Eukaryota; Metazoa; Chordata; Actinopteri; Perciformes; Sebastidae. Gene Ontology annotation, molecular function: structural constituent of eye lens. The transcript has 3 exons. The coding region runs from base 130 to 654 and encodes 174 amino acids.